Sphaeroforma arctica JP610 is the source of this 1251-nucleotide messenger RNA. RefSeq lists its product as hypothetical. The annotation marks the transcript as partial. Lineage: Eukaryota; Ichthyosporea; Ichthyophonida. The transcript has a single exon. The record is from RefSeq and is a predicted model, not a curated record.
CUAGUCACGCUAAGCUCCACACGCAGUGUUCAACAGAGUGUGGUGAAUAAUACAAAAUAUCGAGCCGCCAUUGCCGAGGGGAGCCUGGCGAUGCAGCCGGUACCAGGACAGUUUGAGUCCCAUUCCGAGGCCAUCAAGUUCCUGCGCCACCGCGUGGAGCUGGGCGAGGACAUUCACGUGGACAAGGUGGGUCAAGAGUUGAAUAUGGUAGGUAAACCAUUGCCUAAUGUAGGCGCUGCCUAUACAGUCCGGGGCAGGACGGAGGUUUGGGGGGAGUACGAGAGUCAGGGGUUUAGUCAGAGCCGGAAGGACAAAGAUACCAAAGCGGCUGGGGUGCAGGAGCUACUCAAGCUGAGUGUGGACAUGUUCAUGCAGCAUGUGAGUGCGACGCAGCCGGCGACGGCUAGAAAUAGCACAUGGAAUGUUAUAAAUAGAACACGGAGUAGUUCUAUAAAUGGAACACGAGAUGGUGCUUCCGGUCGAGCACGGAAAGAGGGGUCUGGGAAGAAGAAGGUGAAGAAGAAGGAGAGCAGCGGUGUGACCAACCCCGGGGGGAAUGCGGGUAAGAGUGGGAAAUUGAUGGGCAGGCAAACCCCGCCAGCGAGUAAGAAAUCUAAAAAUAUAUCAAAAAAUAAAAAGAGAAAGGGUACAGAUGUGUCUGUGGAUAGGCAUACACGCGCCCCACCGACUUCACCUAGCCUGGAUGUCCCACAUUACGCGGGAGGGAAACAACUACACACACACUCACCUACAGGCCAAUUGAGUAUGGACACACACACACACUCACCUACAGGCCAAUCGAGUAUGAAUACACACACAGACAAAUACACGGUGCCGGUUAUAGCUGACUCUGCCAUUACGCACGGCUAUGAAGGACACAGGACGCUCACGCCCUUAUCGCAGGACGCGGAUGCGCUGUCCAAGAACACACACACGCACCACGAAGUACUCGCACAUAUGCCCCACACGGACACAUCCUUACACUCUGCGAGUGAACCAGUGGAGCACGGGAUGGGUCACUCUCCUGCACAGUACACAGGGAUAGGAGACAGGGACGUGGCGACUGUGGAGGCACAUACAAGGAACUGGCAUGACACAGCAACCAGGGCAGCGAUGUGUAGUAGCCACGCAUAUACCACAGACCAAGGCGUGGGGGGAGAAGGAAGUCCGUUUUUUUGCGAGAUUGGGGACAGGACCGGAGGCGGUCCUAAAAAAUUGGGAGCCGGGUGCACUACGGCGGGAGCUGGGUGA